CACUGAAGAGACAUUAAUUGUCGAAAUCCGGAUAUGGUGUACAAAAACCUUUGCACCUUUUGUUUGCGGUAUAUCACCUUUUCCGCAAGUUUAUUGUUUUCUAUUUAGUAUCAAAUUUAUAAUUAAGAUCCAUUUAUUACAUCGGUGAUCCGUUUAUUUGGCAAUCGCCAAUGGCAGUCAGCAGGGUUUAAGUACAUUUGUUGUUCGACCUGUUAGUCAAAUGCGUUUUGUUAAAAUAUACUUUUUCACUUUUUUGGUCUUUUGGAAAAUGUUGUUUGUGCUGUAUUAAGACCCCUCUAACAAGAAAUUUGUUUUGCAUGCACACGUAUAAAAAUUGCGGUUUUUACCCAACGCAAUCAUAGGUUUGAACGUUGUUUUUAAUUUAGACUUGUAUAUAUAUAUUUAUAUAUAGUAGUUUACGUCUCGUAUAGUUAAUCCUGCAUCAGUUGUACAUCAUUAUGAAUUAUAUACAUGUACCAGUUGUUCCAAAACCGUUCUAAUUAUUAUUCAAAAGUAGGAAUGUAAAAUGACAAAGAACUGUCCAAUUUGUUAUAAAUCUUCUAUAGUUAUAAGACCGAUUUUAGAACAACUGAUACAUGUAUAUGAUAUACUGAUGAUAAUAAUAUGAUGUUCAGAGUUGAUCAACUCGAUCGUGUCUUAUCUAGUAUAUGCUUAAGAUAGCUAGAUUUACUUAAUUGUACAAGAAUGGACAUAACUUUGAUGUUUCGCUUAUUAAUUACAACAAGUUUACUGUUGUGUAUAAUUAUUGUUUGCUAUGAGUGUUACACGAGUUUUAUCUGCUUUGGGAUAUUUUAUUUGGCAUUAAAAGUCACGGAACGGAACUUCAAGCAAUUCUUGCCUGUAAAUAAAAAGGCUGUUCUGAUAACCGGAUGCGAUACAGGUAAGUUAGUCUGAUUUUAACUACAUCACACCUUGGAUUGGAUAUUUCUGAUAUUUGUUUAUCUAAUAAGCAAAACAAGAUGUGUAGAAUCCGUCAAUGAGACAUCACCCAAACGACACGAACAAAGCCUAAUUGAUAUAUUGAUUAGCAUACGGUUUUGCCAUAUUAGAUAGUGAUUGAUAGAUUGGUGUCUAACGCUAUUAUUGUGCUAUUUCCUGGCGGUCAGUUUAAGGAGGAAGCUGGAGUAGGGAAAUUGAAAAUCCUAUUCAAUUAAGUUUGGAGUUAAGAGCACCUGCCACAUGCGGGAUUCGAACUCACAACCUCGGUGUUGACAGGCUAUUGAUACAAUAGUUGGACUACUUCUGAAGACCACUCGGCAACCAAGGCCUCUGUUUAUCUAUGAGAUGUGUAAAAUCUAUCAAAGAGACACAAACCAAACAAUACGAAAGAAAAAACAUAUAAAUGAUAUCUAUAUUGACAUACAAAACAGUGUCUAUAGAAUAUGUAAAGUUCUGAAUCGCACAGUCUAAAAAUAUUGUAAACAUAUUAAAUAGAGACGAUAAAAUAUCUUCAAUCAAUACUUUGUCAAAGGAUGGGAUAAAAGAUUUGCUGCAACACAUGUACAUAAUCAAAUAUAACCGUAGUUGUUUGUGACAAAUAUUCCGUAACGGUCAAUAAAAAAACAAAAAAAAAAGCUACAUGUAUAUACAAGUACGUACAAUGGAUGUACUUAUUAAGCUUUCGGAAAUCGUGAAAAGUGACCUUGUUUAGUGAAAAGGGAAAAAAGUUGACUCUCUCCAUGAAGAAACAACGUCAAUGUUAUCUUCAUAUAAAAAUAAGAAGAUGUGGUAUAAUUUCCAAUGAGACAUCUAUCCACCAGGGACCAAAUGACGUUAUAUUGGUCACCGUACGGCCUUCAAAACCCAUACCGCAUAGUAAGUUAUGCCGGUUUCUUUUAUAGGAUUUGGACACGACUUAGCAAACCGGCUGGUCGAUGAUGGGUUUAUUGUGUUUGCUGGUGUAUUAAACUUCAGUGGAAAAGGAGCAUGCGAACUAAGAAAUAGGAAUCUUAGAAACUUAAAUGUUGUACAACUUAAUCUUAUAAAGGCGGAUGAAAUAGGCAAAGCAGUUGCUAUAGUUUCAGAACAAUUUUCUGCAAAAGGUUUGUGGGCAGUAGUUAAUAAUGCAGGAAUAGGCAUUGGAGGAGACAUAGAACUGUGCAAUCUACAUCAGUUCAGAAAUAUAAUGGAAAUCAAUUUGUUGGGACAUAUGACUAUUAUCAAAGCAUGUCUACCAUUAUUACGACGAUGUAAAGGACGAAUUGUCAAUGUUUCCUCUGUUAGAGGUCGAUUUCCAUGGCCUGGAUAUUCAACCUACCAUGUGUCUAAAGCAGGAAUGGAAACAAUGUCAGAUUCUUUAAGAUUGGAAAUGGUGAAAUUUGGUAUUAAGGUUGCAAUUGUUGAACCCGGUUGGUAUCCAUUAGCAACCGCAUCGAUGUCGAUUGAAACGUGUGAAAGAGUGAAAAAUGACUGUGAAGAACAAUGGAAAGAAGCAAGUGAAGAACUUAAACGGUUGUAUGGACGAAAAUACUUCUUUGCAUGGUAUGACGAAAUGUUGGUGAAUAGAAAAGACACACGUGCGGCUUCUUCAUCUAAACCUGUAAUUGACGCUAUGGUAGACGCUCUACGAAACGUUCAUCCUAAAAAUAGAUAUCUGGUUGAUGGUGGACAGGGAAUCAACAUCGAUACUCGUGCCAGAUUAGCUGCAUGUUACAACUUUUUACCAGACUAUGUUAGUGAUCCAUAUCUGAUGUGGACAAGUGGAUAUAAAUUCAAACAACUAGGAGAAUAGAACUUUUUGCAUCUAGAUAUUUCAUAUAAAUUUUAAUGGAAGGAAAUACAUACUUGCUAUUCUUGACAAUGUUGACAUACUGAGUUGAAUUGUAUGCUGACUGAAUAAGAUUAACCAUCCAUUUUAUAAAGCAGUGAAACAAAUGUUUAUUUAUA
Molecule: messenger RNA, 2907 nt
Organism: Mytilus californianus (California mussel)
Lineage: Eukaryota; Metazoa; Mollusca; Bivalvia; Mytilida; Mytilidae
Product: D-beta-hydroxybutyrate dehydrogenase, mitochondrial-like
Exons: 5
Coding region: 1844-2752 (302 amino acids)
Source: RefSeq, a predicted model, not a curated record